This is a messenger RNA of Gasterosteus aculeatus aculeatus (three-spined stickleback), 6054 nucleotides long. RefSeq names its product E3 ubiquitin-protein ligase SH3RF3. The record is from RefSeq and is a predicted model, not a curated record. Lineage: Eukaryota; Metazoa; Chordata; Actinopteri; Perciformes; Gasterosteidae. Gene Ontology annotation, molecular function: protein binding; metal ion binding.
GUGAGCGCGCACCGCAAUUCGGAUCGGCGCGCGGAUGAUGAUGAUGAUGAUGAUGAUGAUGAUGAGAGCGUGACCUCACCGCUUUCUGCACAGCUGCUGGAUGGGGGGGAUAAGGGGGAGACGCACACACACACACACUCAGAGAGGGAGAGAGGACGCGAGGAACAGGACCGCGUUCGCAACACAGUCGUGAGUGCGACGCGCGCAGGGGACUCCGUCGCGGGGCGUCCGUUGGCUGCUUCUCACCCCCCCACCCCCCCUUCCCCAACCGCCCGCCCGCCGCCGGUCCGCCUCCCAGGAUGUUCUGCGCCCCCGGUUCCUUUCCACGGUACACCAACCAGUCGCCGCGGCGCCCCCACGGACACUGAAAGCCCAGAUGCUCGCCCUCUCCGCGGACAUGGACGAGUCCUCGUCUCUGCUGGAUCUGCUGGAGUGCUCGGUGUGCCUGGAGCGCCUGGACACCACGGCCAAGGUGCUGCCGUGCCAGCACACCUUCUGCCGCCGCUGCCUGGAGAACAUCGUCAGCUCCCGGAACGAGCUGCGCUGCCCGGAGUGUCGCAUCCUGGUGGACUGCGGGGUGGACGAACUGCCGGCCAACAUCCUGCUGGUUCGCCUGCUGGACGGCAUCAAGCAGCGGCCCCAGCGAGGUGGUGGUGGAGGAGGAGGAGGAGCGGGCGGAAGGCUGUCCCUGGCCGGGGGCUCGCUGCAGGCGUACGCAGCCGGGAUAUGCGCUUCUCCCCCGGGCAGUGCGAUCAGAGAGCUGCCCGUGGCCAUCAGGAGCUCCCCUGUCAAGAACAUCCCAGCACUGCCUUGCGGCAAAGCCCUCUACACCUACGAAGGAAAAGAACCGGGCGAUCUCCAAUUCUCCAAGGGCGACAUCAUCAUCCUGCGACGCAAGGUGGACGACAACUGGUACCACGGCGAGCUCAGCGGUCGCCACGGCUUUUUGCCCGCUAGUUACAUCCAGCUGCUGCGACCCCUGAGCCAGACUCCGCCCCAGGGCAAAGCGCUGUACGACUUUGAAGUCAAGGAUAAAGACCAGGACAAAGACUGUCUGGCCUUCAGCAAGGAUGAGGUACUGACAGUAAUCAGGCGAGUGGACGAGAACUGGGCAGAAGGCAUGCUGGGAGACAAGAUUGGCAUCUUCCCCAUUCUCUAUGUGGAGUUGAACGAAACGGCCAAGCAGUUGAUGGAGAUGGACAAGGCCGCGCCAACAAACGCGCCGGGUCCGAGCUCCGAGCCAGCCCCGCUGGGCCCCUGCUCCCCUGGCCCCUCCCCCAGGGCUUCCCCGUCCAAUGGAAACGGCUCCAGCCAUCGGAGAGGCGAGGGGAAGAAGAACGCCAAGAAGAGGCAUUCGUUCUCCGCGCUGUCCGUCAGCCAGAGGGCCGCCCAGCUCAACAACAGGCACAGCAUGGAGAUCUCCCACCCGGUCCUCAUCAGCUCGUCCGACCCCAGAGCCGCUGCACGCAUCCAGGAUGCGUCUCACCCGGGUCCCUCCCCCUCGUUGGCAGGGGUACUGGUGCCACCCAAAGUGGCAUCCAUAACCUCCGAGCUGCUGGCCCAUGCCAAAGUUCAGCUGCCGCUCAACAUAUACCUGGCUUUAUACGCCUACAAGCCCCAGAAGGCUGACGAGCUCGAGCUUAGGAAAGGAGAGAUGUAUCGGGUGACAGAGAAGUGUCAAGACGGCUGGUUCAAAGGAACCUCGCUGAGAACUGCAGCCUCUGGUGUCUUCCCGGGAAACUACGUCACCCCGGUGUCCAGGGCUCCGUUUGGAGUUGGCUCUUCUCGGGGAUCGUCUUUGUCCAGUUCAGUGGGUGGAGGAGGAGGAGGAAGUGGGUGCAGUAAAGCCUCAGACCCUUCGUCCCCAGGGUCCCCGGGGCCCUCUUCGUCCCGUCCCUCCACCCCACUGGGGAGCUCUGUGAACGGCACAGGCCCCGCCUCCUCGCCGCAAACUGCCGCCGCGCAGCUGAAGAAAUGCCUGCACUUCAGUCAGCACACGGUUAAUCAGACGCGCACCUCAAUGCAGCUGGUCCACAGUCCUCCUGCUGGAAGCCCCGAGCGGCCCUCCGUGGCCCUCUCCCCCCUGCGCCCUCAGAGCUCCUCCCCCUCACGCUGCCCCGGCCAAUCGGGUCGCCCUCUCUCCAUGGUGUCUCCGGGACCCAGCCUGGGGCCCUCACCCCUCUCCUCUCCCGCCUCGAGGCCCCUCCUCCCCCUCUCGUCCCCGCUCUCGUGCCUCACGCCUCCCAACGUGUCGCCGGCGCUCCUCAACGGGGACCCAGGCGGCCCCCUGCAGCCGCCAUCGCCAGGCCCCUCCCAGUGCAUCCUCGCACCCAAACCAGAGAAGAAGGAGAGGAAAGCCGGUGGGUUAUUAAAGCUCUUGUCGGGGCACGCGGCCAAGAAGAAACCUCGCUCCCCUCCUUCCUCCCCGCCCACCAACGACGCCGACGCCGCCCACCAUCCUCGCCACCAUCACCACCACCACGGCCGCUCGGGUUCCUGUCCGUUGGCGUCGCACGGGCGAGCCGGCUCCUGCCCGAUCGAGGGCGAGAUGGCGGGGGCGAUCGGGCUGGAGCCCCUGCACAGGAAGUCUGGCUCUCUGGACACCAACUUCCCCCUGUCGCCCCCGGCAACGCGCGCCAGCAACGGUCUGAUGGUCCUCCGGCCUGAACCCAAACCCCUGUCCAGAGAGAGGUACCGCGUGGUGGUGCCCUACCCCCCCCAGAGCGAGGCGGAGAUCGAGCUGCGGGAAGGGGACGUGGUGUUUGUCCACAAGAAGAGGGAGGACGGCUGGUUCAAAGGCACCCUGCAGAGGACCGGGCAGACCGGCCUGUUUCCCAGCAGCUUCGUCGAGAGCUUCUGAACUGGAAAAAGUGGACGAAAGAACAAAGAACUGUUCCUGUUUCUGAGUCGCACACACAGACACACACACACACACACACACACAACAGCUGCACAUCCGCACAAGGGACGGACAGACAUUGGUUAAACAAGUCACACUUUCAGAUUAAAGACGCACAUCGCAAACCGGAAGUCUUUUAUCAGAUGAAAACCAUGAUGAAUAGUAAUUGUCUUCAGAAACCCACGUCUGUCCAACCAAUUCAAACACACACACACACACACACACACACACAUAAUGGAAAGCUAGCCCCGAGCUUCCACCAGCUACACAGGAAGCGAGGCGGCCCGGCUUUGUUAUCCGAGGAGCUCCAGCAGACUCCUUGGACAUGGUUGACUACUGAAGGCACACGAGACUCCCGAGAGCACAGAGAGACAAACCCUGCCGCCCUGUCCUCCUCCUCGGCGUCGUCCACCAGCAAACCCCAGCACAAGAAGCAUCCGCUCUGCUUUCCACUGAGACCUCACAACUUGAAUUUGGGCGCCGUCUUUGUUCGAAACGAGCCGACUUGUGUGAACCACGAGUCCACGUCUAGUUUCUGACAACAAGCACAUUUGUUUGUUACCAACUCCAUAUAUGUUAAUAACAAUGCAUGUAGCAUUAUGUUUUUUGUUAUUUUCAUAUAUAUAUAGAUAUAUGUGUGUACGUAUGUGUUGAAAUGGAUUUUGUCCCAAACGGAGUCAAGCUGUGAUGAUCUGUCACAAAACAAAUGCUGAAAUAUUGGUGAAUCAUUCUUCUAUUUAUACCAUUUACAUACAUUUAUAGAGCUUAAUUUGACCUUUACAGACCCCCACGUUUGGGUUAAACCAAAUGAAGAAUGAAGUAACAAACAAGUUUUGAUUUUUGGUUGAUAGAAUUUGUCUUUUUAUGUGGAAUUAGAGAGACAAAGAAUGCACUUGGUGAUAUUUAAUAAAAUACCGUCAUGAUUUACUUGACGGUGUUUCCAGUGCAAGUUCAUAAACAAACCAAGAACAAAAGCAACUAAUCAGAAAAUCAGAAACACAGUUUGGUUUUACUGUUGAGUUUUUUGAAGCAAUAUUUUAAAACCAAAUGUGUGUGGAUUCAAUGCUCAUAGGAGAACGUACAGUGGAGGAGGAAACACCUGAAGUCAGAAAGCAGGGACACAAGAUUCUCAUCACACAACGGCCGACCUUUGACGACCUUUCCUCCGACCUUGUCGAUCUCUGCCGAGUAUUUUUGUACGGCCUCAGUGAGUGUACAGUCAGUCUGCUUCGUGAAUUUCUUGGUGUGGAUCACGGCUUGUCUAGUUUACAUCCAGCAACAACCAUCUACCUUGUUUCCCUGUUUCUGGAGAUGAAGCACAGCAACUGUGACUUGCUAACUUUCUUGGUGAACACCAUUUAUUUUACAAAAAAGGCAAUAAAUACACAAUCUUAGAUAGAAUAUACUACUUUUUGUUUUUCUUGAAUUUCAUCAACGAAAAGCUUCGUCGGAGUGAACAAGACGUUAAGUCAUUUCCUUUUUACGACAAGCACAACACAGAAAUUGUAUUACAGAGACAAAAUUUGAAAAAUGUACAAAAAAAAAUCUGUUUUCUCUGACCACAUCUAUGGAUAAUGUUACAUGAUAGAUAUUUUUAUUCUUAUUUUUUUCUAUGGAAUUCCUUUCUGUGUAAUACUUCUUACUGAGAAAAAGCAGUAGCAAACUUUUCUUUUUAUUGUAAAAAAAGCAUUACCUUGACCUUGAAGGGGAGGUGGCCUGUUAAUGAGAUUUGUGUUUUUUUUCAUCCCAAUGUUUAGAUUACAGGGAAAAGAACUCAACCGCGGUCUCUCAUACUGUGAAGGAAAGUGAACAAAAACCUGGAAGUGAACUGAACGAAGUGAUCGCAGCGUUGGCAGUGCAACGUGAGCAACUGAUGAAACCAAAAACACAAUUAGAUUCUCCUUAGUCACAUAUUUAAAAACACAUGCAGUUACGAACUAGGGCUAUUCUGACAAAUACCACUCCAUCAGUCACGUACCUAUUUCACACAAGUGUGAUAUCCCACAGGGAUUUUUAAUUAAGUGGUUUAAGUUAAAUUAAAUACAGAAUAUAGUUUAUUUGCUUUGAAAACUGUCAAAAACUACGAUGAUGUAAGUUAUUGGAAGCUUCAAUCCAAAAAAAGCGGCCUUCAAAACCUGUCAGUCGAAUCCCAGUGCCUACAAACGCACACUGAGUAUUUACAUCAGGCGGGCCAACGCGCCGCUUGUCUCCUCCUCACGCUCCGUCUCCUCUUGUGGGGAACGAUGAGCCGGCUGCUUGUCCUCUUUUUUUGCAGCUCCGCUUCGUUCGGCUACAUGACAAAAAAAAAAAGUUUAAAAAACAGAAAACACAAAUCCCAGAACUCGCACAGGUUUCCCCUCGUCUGUUUGUACCCGGCUGAAAAGAGGACAAACCCAAGCACAGGUCCUUGUCCGUCUUGAUUUGGAGGAGGAGAGUUUACAACAGUUGAAGCAUCAGGAAUUUAAAAAAAAACACAGCGGUCACUGUUCGAAUAGAAUAUAUUGAACCGCUGGUUUCGCAAAUGUCGUCUGUGUUUUAUUUACGUGAUGUACACUUUUUUUUUGUUUUUUUGCUUCAGGCUUCCUGGUUGUAAAUACCUCUUGACUUUUGUGAACAAGCCAUCGGCAGCAGCGGUAAUUCCCAUUUGGACAGGAACUCAACAGAAAACACUUGCAAUAUUUUCAUUGGACUUGAUAGAAAACGAAUGUCCGCUGUCUUUUUUUCGUCCUUCGAGGAGGCCUGAGCCCUCACCCUGCCAUCUUGAAUUAGAUGUCGGCCAUAUUUGUUCCUAUGGAUACCUGUGUGUGUGUGUGUGUGUGUACGGUGGGGGCCUGUGUAUGUAGCUCUUUACAUAAAAAGGAACUUUAUGAGAAGGUUUGGUGCAGCGUGGACUCUCACGCCUCAUCAGAACUGAGUCGGGCUCAAAACAACGGUACAUCGAGGGAAACAGAAAAAAAAGUAUAUAUAUUAUUCUAUAUUGUGCAGAAUAUUUAUAGGCCUUUUGUGCCAUUGAAGUCAUGCUCUGCGCUGGCAAAGCAGCGCGCUCUACCAUGUGAUCAUUAUACAUCGUCUUGUACCGAUGACCCGUGGUUGAUUUGAUUGUUUUUUCAUGUCAAGUGCAUUUUUCGCAAUAAAUGCCUUUGUUUUAAAACAGA